AUGGGUCUUGUUUUGGGGAGAAUUGGCCUAUGCUGGAGUCAAUACCCACGCUCCGUUUCUGCGUAUAGAUUUCGAGGUUGCUUAUCUCAUUAUUUUUACCCUUCCUCAACCACAAUCAUCUUCCCGAACUGCGAACAAUCAAUGAUGGACUUUUCACAUCGGUCUCCUUCCGUAAGGCGAAGAUUUCACCCUUACCAUCGACCAGAAUAUAAAGAACCUCAGAUCAAACAAACUGAGGACGCAGUUGUAGUGUCUCGAGUCAACCGAUACUUUGACAAGAAAUCCGAAAACGCAGUCAAUGUCCGAAACGGUGUCCACGAACUCGAGAUCCUCAUAGAGAUCCUUAUUAUCUAUGCCCUGUGCUCCCUCUUCUUCCAUGUACUCAACAUUUUGAAAACCCUCCGUGAUUGA
Messenger RNA from Marasmius oreades (fairy-ring Marasmius), 411 nucleotides. RefSeq lists its product as uncharacterized. NCBI's taxonomy places the organism in Eukaryota, Fungi, Basidiomycota, Agaricomycetes, Agaricales, Marasmiaceae. The transcript is spliced from 4 exons. The record is from RefSeq and is a predicted model, not a curated record. The coding region runs from base 1 to 411 and encodes 136 amino acids.